This is a messenger RNA of Lycium barbarum (goji berry), 623 nucleotides long. Its product is annotated as vesicle transport protein GOT1-like. The coding region runs from base 57 to 491 and encodes 144 amino acids. The record is from RefSeq and is a predicted model, not a curated record. The transcript has 5 exons. NCBI's taxonomy places the organism in Eukaryota, Viridiplantae, Streptophyta, Magnoliopsida, Solanales, Solanaceae. Gene Ontology annotation, biological process: endoplasmic reticulum to Golgi vesicle-mediated transport; retrograde transport, endosome to Golgi.
AGUGUUUUUAUUUUCAGGUUAUUUGGUAAUUGAAGUUUCAAGUUCUGGUUAACAGGAUGGCUUCAUUUGAAGAAAAUGAUGUUAAGAUCAUAGUGGGAGCUUUUGGAGAUCUAGAUGGUCAAGAGCUUAGGAAGAGGGAAGAACAAGGAAGAAGAUCUUACUUAAAAGAAGACGACUCCAAAAGAAAGUCAAAACGGGGAAUAGGAUGCCUUAAAGAGAUUGGGCUAGGAUUGAUUGGAUUUGGUGUAAUGUUUACUCUGGUCGGAGUGUUUCUCUUCUAUGACAGGAGUUUCGUUGCCAUUGGGAAUAUCCUCUUUCUGUCUGGAGUGACCUUAACCACUGGAGUGAUGUCUACUCUGCAAUUUUUCAUGAAACGGCGAAAUUUUAAGGGUUCUGCCUCCUUUUCUGUUGGUUUCUUCCUCAUUAUGAUGGGAUGGCCUGUGCUAGGCUUGAUUGGAGAGAUCUAUGGUCUUUUUUUGUUGUUCAGGUAAAACCUAUUUCUUGCAUCCUUGUGACUCACUAAGAAUAAACCUUGUUCGCUAAUAAGGCGCACUAUAUAAUGCAGUGGUUUUUGGCCCGCAUUUGCUGUUUUCCUAAGGAAGUUACCUAUCAUCGGUGGAUUG